Molecule: messenger RNA, 4938 nt
Organism: Empidonax traillii (willow flycatcher)
Lineage: Eukaryota; Metazoa; Chordata; Aves; Passeriformes; Tyrannidae
Gene: NCAPD3
Product: non-SMC condensin II complex subunit D3
Exons: 35
Coding region: 1-4938 (1645 amino acids)
Biological process (GO): mitotic chromosome condensation; meiotic chromosome condensation
Cellular component (GO): condensin complex; condensed chromosome, centromeric region
Molecular function (GO): histone binding
Source: RefSeq, a predicted model, not a curated record
AUGCCGGGGGGGGACCCGCGCACCGCAGCUCCCACCGCGCACCCACCGCCACGCCCGGGCCGGGGCCGGGGCCGGGGCCGGGGCCCGCCCCGCUCCUUCCGGGGCAGCGCCGCCACCGCCAUUGGCUGCGGCCGCGGGCGGGACCGCGGUUGGAGCGUUCGUAUCCUGCCCGGGAAAGGCGGGAUGGCGGCCGAGCCGCUGCGGGCGGCGCUCGGGCCGUGGCAGCUGCGGGACCUGGCGGCGGGGACUCUCCCGGUCCCGGUCCCGCGCUCUGUCCCGGUGCCAGUCUCGGUCUCUGUUCGCAUCUCUCUCUCUCAGUCCCGGACGAUCUGCUGGGCUCAGUCUCUGUCCCGAUCUCUCGGUCUUCCUGUUUCGGUUCAAGUCUCUCGCUCUCUCUGUCUUGGUUCUGGUCUCGGUCUCUGUCCCGUGUGGGUGAACACGGUGUGGGAUCUGGAUUUCACGGACACCGAGCCUCUGGAUUCCUGUAUAGCAGAAAAGAUUACGGACGACGGGCUCGACAACUUUACCAGCCUGUACAGUGCUCUGUCACCGUUUGCUGCUGAGGACUCGGAGAACAGAGAGAAUAUCUGGACCGUGCUUGCCGAGAGCAGCCUGUCCCACCAGGCUCUGGUGGCCGUGCUCCACCACUUUGUGCACGCGGGGCAGGACAAGAGAGCAGAUGCACAGCAGAGGGUUUAUGGUCUGCACGCAGCUGGGCUGUACUUCCUGCUGCUGGAGAUCCCAGGCAGUAUCGGUAACCAGCUGUUCCAUGAGGUGAUGUUUGAUAAGUGCCUUCACACCCUGACAAAGUGUUGGCCUCAAGAACUGAGGGGAAGAAAAAAGACGCAUUCUCAAAGCUCUCAGAGCAAUCCAGGACAGAAUAGAAAGAAAGGAAAACGGCGCAGGAACAACAACUCCAGUAUGGAAGAGAGAUUGGAAGAGGAGGAAGAGGAGGAGGAGGAGGAAGAAAACGAUGAACAUGUUUACUUUUCAACACAAGAUCUUCUUCAAAUCCGCAAUGCAGUCUUCCUUCUUUUGAAAAACUUCUUGAAGCUUCUACCCAAGUUCUCCCUAAAAGAGAAGCCUCAUUGUUUUCAGAGCUGCCUGAAGGUCUUUGUGGAAAUGGCAAACUUUGAGCCAGAGGUGCACGAGUUCCAGUUUUCAUCAGCAAUGGAUGUUAAUGAAGCCAAGAACAUUCCUGAGCUGGCCUACUAUGGACUGUACUCACUGUGUUCCCCUCUCCACAGUACAGAAGAUAAGGCUCUUCACUAUGUCUUCUAUCAAAUGCUCUAUGUCAUUCUGAUGGUGAAAAGUUCUUUCGGUUCCAAAUACGAAGUCCUUCCCAUCACAUCAGCGGUGACCAGUGCCAGGAAUCGGGCUGUAAAAUUCAUCAGUUCCCUGGUAGAUGAGCUGAAAGAAGCUGUAUUUCGUCUUCUUCGAACGUUACUGCAACAUAUCUGUGUCAAGGUCCCAGACAAGGCUGAUUAUCGCACGUACGCUGCACAGGCCCUGGUGACUCUGCUGAACAAACUGCCUCGUGUGGAGUUCGCUGAAUUCAUCGCUUGGCUGUAUAAAUUCUCACUCCUUAGCAAAACUUCCUACAGAGUGUUUGCUCUUGACGUGGCCUUAGCUUUGCUGGAUGUGCCAGAGAGGAGCCUGGAUGACUCCUUGCCCCUGGAUCACCAGAGGUUUCUGAAGCACAAGUUCUUAGUGCAGGUCAUGGUGUUCGGCCCGUGCUCGGACAAAGCCCCCGCGGUCCGGAGCAAAGCUCUGAGCAGCCUUGCCCACUGCCUGGAGAUGAAGUCUGCUGCUACCCUGGAGAGCAUCCGGGACUUAGUGCAGAGCUCCUCUGUCCAUACAGUGCUGGAGGCAAACACAAACACUGCCAAUGGGAGAGUCAGUGCUGAAGCUGUGUCCAACCAUCCACAGAAGGCCUUACCUGCUUUCAGAAGUACUGAGCUGACAGAUAGCGGCAAUACCGCUGUGCUUGAGGAAAAAGAAGUUAUGGCCAUGCUGAGAGAGAGAGCUGGAGAUGAGAAAACCAACGUGAGGAAAUCUGCUCUCCAGGUCCUCACGGGCAUCCUGAAGCACGAGGUGACCCCUUGCUCUGCAGAGGAUUUGCUGCCCCUCCAGGAGCGGUGCCGGGACCCCGCCGUGUCCGUGAGGAAACAGUCCCUGCAAUCCAUCACUGAGCUCCUCCUGUCUCAGCACAGCAAUGUUCUAGUGCAGAAGGCCUGGUUAAAUGGAGUGGUGCCUGUUGUGAUGGAUGCAGAAAGCUCUGUCCAAGAAAAGGCCUUGGAGUACCUUGAUCAGCUCUUGUUGCAACAUAUAAAACCUUACCAGAAGUUCAGGAGUGAUGAUGUGAAGCAGGGGCUGGCGUGGGAUCUGCUCACCCUCUUGUCUUCAGAAUGCCAGGAGCUGAAUGGUUACUUGAGCAGAGCUUUCAGCACCUGGUCCCAGCAGAACAAGUUCACCCCCACUUUCAUCCGUAACCUCCUGUCCCACGUGGAAACGGAACGUGCUGUGGCAGCUUGGAUGCUGCUUGCUGAGGUGACAAGUUCUUCACCCAGGAUGGAUUAUUCGGAGGUCAUUGAGUCCUGGGACAGUGUGGGCAGGCAGCAGAACACGAGCGCUGUUAUCACCAGACACGUCCUGUGUGCCAUCGGGCACGUGGCAAAGCACCUCCCAAAAAACACCUGCGAGAGGCUGAUUGACAAUAUCAAGUGCUGGCUGAAGGAGUUUCAGUGGCCCUUGGAGGUGAUGAGCCCUGCUGUGGAGACCCUGCAGAAGCUCUGCCGUGGGUUUGCAUGUGUGUCAGAGAAGGCUCAGGAGCUGCUCAACCAGGUGUUUGGAGAUUUAGUAUCCACCUGUGAGAGCUAUAUUUCGAAUAUAGUCCUCAAAGAGGAUGGAGCAAAGCAGCUGCAAGAAGAUCUCUUGGUGAGACACCUCCUCCUCCUGGGGCACGCUGCCCAGCAGUGCCCAGCCAGAGUGGGCGAACACACCUUCCUUCUGGUUCAGUCCAUCCUGGCUUCUGUCGACAAGGACCAAUUGGCUAAAUCUCUGGAUAGUGAGGAGAGUGCGGGUUUUCAGCCGCUGUCCCAGUUCAGAGGCUCAACCAUGCCUUCCGUGGUCAGGGCCCAUGCCUUCAUCGCUCUGGGUAAACUGUGCUUACAGCAUGAGGAGCUGGCAAAGAACAGCAUUGCACCUCUGGCCCGGGAGCUGGAGGUGUCCCAGGACGUGGCUGUCAGGAAUAACGUCAUCAUUGUGCUGUGUGACCUGUGCAUCCGUUACACAUCCAUGGUGGACAGAUACAUUCCCAACGUUUCCCUGUGCCUGAAGGACCCAAGUCCCCUCAUCCGUAAGCAGACCCUGAUCCUGCUCACCAACCUCCUGCAGGAGGAGUACGUGAAAUGGAAGGAUGGUCUCUUCUUCCGUUUCGUCAGUGUCCUGGUGGAUCCAGUCCCAGACAUCGCCAGGUUUACAGAGUUCUGCCUGGCGCAUCUCUUACUGAAGAGGAACCCAGUCAUGUUCUCCCAACACUUCAUUGAGUGCAUCUUCCACUUCAAUAGCUAUGAGAAACACGGGAAGUACAACAGGUUCCCCCAGAGUGCACGGGCGAAGCAUCUCUUCUCUCUGAAGGGGAAAGAUAACAGAGAAAAAAGGAUGCAAAUCUACACCUUCCUGCUGGAGCAUUUCACAGACGAGCAGAGGUUCCGCAUUACAACCAAGAUCAGCGACAGCAUCCUAGCUUGCUUUGUGGAUGGGGUCCUUCCACUGGACGUGGAAGCCGAUGAGCUGCUCUCAGAUACGUUCACAGUCCUCAGCUGCAAAGAAAUCAAGCUCUCAACUCUGAGGUCCAAACCCGAGGAAGACCUUGAGACCGAUGAAGACGAGAUGACAGUGGCCAGUACUGUUGUACAGGUGGCACAGAAAAAGCUCAUCUCGCAGGUUCAGAAGAAGAAUCUCAUAGAAAACAUCAUCCCAGUAAUCACAGCACUGAAGUCUCUGAUGGAGGAGAAGAGGAUGGCAGCUCUUAAGGACCUGAUGAACUACCUACGGGAAACGAUGCAGGAUUACCGAACCGAAAUCAAAGACAUCUUCGCCGCGGACAAGCGGCUGGCGGCCGAGCUGGAGUAUGACAUGAGGAAAUAUGAAGAGCAGCUGGCCAGGGAGGAGGAGUCAGGCCACCAGCAGGUCCUGGCAGCGCAGGCAGAGGUUGUUGGUGCUGUUAAGUCUGCAUCUCCAUCUUUGGAGGGAGCUGCACCUCUUGGUGGCCAGAAUAACACUGCUCAGCCUCCUGGAUCAGUCCCUUCCUCCGUGCCUUCUGAGCUGGCUGCAGCUCGUGCUGGUGCCCUGAAGGAGCAGUUCCUGGGUCGCAGGGCACGAUCCCUGAACACACUGGCCAUCCUGAACUCUGCCAAGAAGGCUGUGGAAGAGCAGCUCAGGAAGUGUGCCAGGAGGAGUUUAUCAGCUGCAUCAAGCACAGCAAGCAGCAAGCAUGUGUCCUUUCAAAACCUGAAUGGACAGUCCUCUGGAGACAAGGUGGCCUUGGCAGGUCGUGCCAUCAGCACCCCAGAGCAGACCAUUGAUGACGUGAGUUUUGGUGCUGGGGUCAGUCGCAUCAGCCUGACACACACACCCCGUUUGGCUCCAGGCAAGUCAUCUCUGGGAUCCCCCUCUGGGGAGGAGAGGGGGGAACCAAACCCAAAUGAUCAAACCUGUGGCUUUUUUUUUUUUUUAAAUACCAAAAUGUGUGUGUCCUUUGCAGAGGAUGACGAUGAGGAUAAGCCAACUGAUAUUAUCUGUUUGCCAUCGCCGGAGGAACCCCCAGCCCCACCUCGGCAGUGGAACGUGGAGUCCCCAGCCAGGAGAAGGAGCAGCCAGCAAGCCCCUCCGAGACGGUCCCACCGCAAAGCCUCCCAGAAACCGAAACAAUGA